UCUAUAUAUGAGUAAUAGCCUAUAUGAAGCAUUAGUUGAAAUUUUGUUCAUGCAUGGGAGAUGUCUACUCUAAAUUGCAUAUUUGGAAUCGACAAAAAGGAAGGAUCUUUGUACUAUGCAACAAAAGCUGCUAUUAACGAGAAAUCUGACUACAUUGCCAUUGACGAGACCAUUUCUGGCUCGGUGGAAUUACGGAAAAGACCUGCAUAUAAUCUGUGCUAUGAGAUUUCACCAAACGAUGAUAUUAUAAGAUCCAGAGACAUGGAUGAGAAAAUGAAAAGAUGUCUUAAAGGAAGAUGGAAUGAGGACAUUAUAAUUUCAAGCAGUUUUCUGUUGUAUGAGAACGAGGAAUCAAAGGCAAAGAAUUUCUUUCCUGGUCUCGUAGCAACGUUUAGCAGUGAUGAUGAAAAUGGUUCUGAAGAAGCGACGUUCUCCGAAAUACUAUCCACGUUGAAGGCCGAAUCACUUGAGAUACCAUACUCCAUGAUGAAGCUCGUUUUAACCGUUGACGCAGAUGGCGACCGGAAACAUUUGCUUCGCGUAUUGAAACUCAACGAUUCUCAACUCCUUGAAGCUGAUGUAUUUGAGGUUUUUCCUGUGAAAUACUCCCGCCACCAUCCUUUAUUCGACUUUAAAAAUUCGAUAUUCAAGAGCUUCAAUGAGACAUGGGAAAUUCUCAAGUUAGCAAAUCUCCAUUUAAAUUCAAUUGGUUCAAAGUUACCUGAAAUGAAAGAAUUGCUACGCGUUGCGGAAAAUUACUCGACGAACACUUAUCGUCAUCCAUUCAUUGUUAUUGAAGGGCUGGAUGGUGUUGGUAAAACUACUUUGGUAAGGAACCUGAGCAUACGACUUAAGGCUCCAGAAAUUAAAAAUCCCCCUGAGGCAAUAUCUCAGUAUAGAGAAAACAUGACGAAACAGUGUCAACCUUUGUGCAGAGCUUUCUUCUCUCUGGGGAAUUACCUGGUGGCUGAGAAGAUUAAAGAUUCUUUGAAGAAAAGUCCAGUUGUUCUUGAUAGAUUUUGGCACAGUACAGCGGCUUAUGCUAUCGCAAUAGAAGCAAAAUGUGGUGACGAAAAAGCAAUUCCACCUGCUGGAAAUUCCGUGUACCAGUGGCCUAGCAAUCUUCUAAAACCCACAGCCGUCUUUUUCUUAGAACUGAGUGAAGACGAGCGUCAGAAGCGGCUGACAGGACGAGGAGGAAAUGAAACGGAGGAGGAAUCCCAACUGAGAAGUUGUCCGUUAUUGCAAAGAAGGUUAAUGAAAGCAUACAAAAACAUGGCCAAUCCUAGCUGUAUUGUUAUAGAUGCAUCAAAGAGUGAAGAUGAAGUCUGUGAAGAUGUUGUCAGGGAAAUGAUGAAACGAAAUAUUCUCAGCUACAAUAUUUCACCCCCGGAAGUACAACAGGGCAUCCAAAACUGACCAAGCUUUCAUCAUCUAUUCAACUGAACGCUCUCUCAUACGUUUUAAGCCGAUGAUGAAUCCUGGGAAUCCUGUGACGUUGAAAGAAAGAUUUAAGUAAAAGAAAAAAAAACCUUCCAUCAUCCCAAGUGCGAAUAGUCUAGGGGUCGAUCACUACAAUGGUCUCGCAACUGGCAAUUUAUUAUGACCUUGAAAAAAAGAUUAAAAUCAAAUAACAUUUUUGUUAUUACUCUUGAAAAUCAAAUUUAAUUUCACGAGAAUUGCCAUUAGUACUAAUAACAGUAUGUGCACCUUCCGGCAUAACUUGGACAUACCAGCACGGCAGUGGUCACACAAAGUCAGCGUCAGCUAUGGUGACAUGCCUUGUGAUAAAUUUAUGUAAAGUCACAGAUGAGCUAUAUAUCUGUGGCCAUUUGGUAUACUCGACGUUGGUAGUAAAAAAUAGUUAAGAUCGAAUAUACCAGUGUAUAUGGUAUACUCGACUUUGCAGUAAUAAAAUAAUUAGUGAAGGUGGAAUAUACCGGAUUAUGGUUUUGCCACUAACCAAA
Dendronephthya gigantea is the source of this 1967-nucleotide messenger RNA. Its product is annotated as UMP-CMP kinase 2, mitochondrial-like. The transcript is spliced from 4 exons. The record is from RefSeq and is a predicted model, not a curated record. Gene Ontology annotation, biological process: dUDP biosynthetic process; dTDP biosynthetic process; dTTP biosynthetic process. Gene Ontology annotation, molecular function: dTMP kinase activity. Lineage: Eukaryota; Metazoa; Cnidaria; Anthozoa; Malacalcyonacea; Nephtheidae. The coding region runs from base 61 to 1419 and encodes 452 amino acids. Gene Ontology annotation, cellular component: mitochondrion; cytoplasm.